AUGGUGAAUAACAACGAAUAUAAUAAAAUUAUGGACGAGAUAAAAAGUGAAAAUGAUUCAACAGAUAUUUAUGGUCUUUCAUAUGAAAUUCUCAUGCGUAUAUUUCAAGUAACUAUCGAUUGGAUAAAAAGUGAAACGAAUUCAAUUGAUAUUGAUUAUUUUGGACAAAAUUUCUUCAUACAUACCAAACAAUAUUUUGAUAAUGAAAAUUUUUCUAUUGAAUUGAAGACGGAUGAAUAUAAUCAAUUAGAUUUGAAAAUCCCUCUAAACAAUUUUAUUAAUGAAAAUGAUGAAUCUUUAAAAGAUGUUGAUGAUUUCAUAAUACAUGUAGGAAAUGAAAUUUACGAACUUACACGACGAAAAAAACUGAUGGAUAAAGAAAAAGAAUUACAACAAAAACAAGCAACAUUAAUCAAUCAACAAAAAAAUCAUAGUCAACUAGACAUUUCAUCAUCAUAUUUCAUCAAAUAA
Molecule: messenger RNA, 471 nt
Organism: Rotaria sp. Silwood1
Lineage: Eukaryota; Metazoa; Rotifera; Eurotatoria; Philodinida; Philodinidae
Source: the annotation of a GenBank genome assembly